Fusarium oxysporum Fo47 is the source of this 902-nucleotide messenger RNA. RefSeq lists its product as uncharacterized. NCBI's taxonomy places the organism in Eukaryota, Fungi, Ascomycota, Sordariomycetes, Hypocreales, Nectriaceae. The record is from RefSeq and is a predicted model, not a curated record. The transcript has 2 exons. The coding region runs from base 312 to 851 and encodes 179 amino acids.
UUAGCUUUGGAACUAUUGCAUUGGAGCAUCAUGUUUCCCAAAGUAGCAUGAGCUGACUUCCUAUCUGGAUGCUGGGAUCAUCUUCACCAAGGAUGGGCACCUAACCAUCAAGAUCUCGUAUUCCCUCUGCAGUCAGACAUCUCCUACUUAAACCUCAUGAUCUCCCCACCAAAUCUGUUUCUGUCUCCUCACUCUCAAGUCAAGAAAGGCACUGGUCUCUCAACUCGACUGACCUCCUCCUUCACUCGCUCACCUUCUUUCGUUAUCACCCCAAACCACUUUCGUUGCUGAAAGGCCUGCAGUUGCCUAUCAUGCAUAUCAAGUACCUCCUCAUCAAUCUUUUCGCCCUGGCCGUCUCGGUCAAGGCUCUCCCUGAUGCCGACAACGACUUCGGUCUUGAGGCUCGGGAUGACUCCGACGCUCUUGUCCAGCGCUGGGACUGUGGUCAUGACGCCAAGGAAGUCUACGGCAAGUGUGUCUGCAACGACAAGCAGCUCACCUGGGACGGCAAGAAGUGUGUCUGCCCUAAGGGUACAACCUGGGAGUACGGCAAAUGCGUGCCUAACAAGCCCUCUUGCCACAAGCCUCAGGUCUACAACCCUCACUCCAGGAAGUGCGAGUGUCCCCAUGGCACUGAGUGGAAGUACGGCAAGUGUAUUCCCAAGUGCCCCCACGGUCAGUACUUCGAUAAGGACCAGUGGAAGUGCGUCUGCCCUAAGGGCACUGAGUAUCAGUACGGCAAAUGUAUCCCCAAGUGUCCCCACGGCCAAUCCUACGAUAAGGACCAGGGCAAGUGUGUUUGCCCCAAGGGAACUGAGUGGAAGUACGGCAAGUGUAUUCCCAAGUGCUGAGUGGAAGUACGGCAAGUGUAUUCCCAAGUGCCCCCACGGUCAGUACUUCGA